Molecule: messenger RNA, 414 nt
Organism: Knipowitschia caucasica
Lineage: Eukaryota; Metazoa; Chordata; Actinopteri; Gobiiformes; Gobiidae
Source: the annotation of a GenBank genome assembly
AUGUGGGGGCGGAGGGUGAACAACACUGUCCUGCUGAUACCGCAGUUGUUGCACUUGGAGGCCAUUCAGGAGGAGGAAGAAGAGGAUGAAGAUGGAGAUGGGGACAGAGCACAGGCCAGCGUUGCUUUGGACACGGAGCAGUCGUCAGAGAAGUCAUCAGAGAAGUCGUCAGAGCGUUUAGAGGAAGAUGAAGAACCAUCAGAAGAGGAAAUCUUUGUCGACACUCCCCUGAGAGCUCGCAGCAGCCGCAGGAGACGACCACGACCGUCUACGUCUGGUUUACCAAAGUCUAAGUCCAGCCUGUUCAACGCCACUGAUGCUUCUCCACAAAAAGUGGACCUGUUCCCGGACUGGGUGGUGCAGCUGAUGUUCAAUAUUGAAGAGGCAACUCAACACAAACUGGUGGUGGAGUAA